Arachis duranensis is the source of this 1448-nucleotide messenger RNA. Its product is annotated as RNA pseudouridine synthase 2, chloroplastic. NCBI's taxonomy places the organism in Eukaryota, Viridiplantae, Streptophyta, Magnoliopsida, Fabales, Fabaceae. Gene Ontology annotation, molecular function: RNA binding; pseudouridine synthase activity. Gene Ontology annotation, biological process: pseudouridine synthesis. The coding region runs from base 44 to 1405 and encodes 453 amino acids. The transcript is spliced from 7 exons. The record is from RefSeq and is a predicted model, not a curated record.
AGAAACAGAAAAUUUGAAAAAAUAAUGAUAAGAAAAUAUAGAAAUGCUCUCAGUUCACUCUUGUGGAUGUUGCCGUGUUUUCGCUGCAAGAGCAAUCCAAUUUCAAACCACACCUUCGCUCUUCUUCUCUACUCCGAACUAUAAAUCUCGUGUUGGCACUGCGCGAAGAGUCGCCGCUAGUUCUGGCUUCGCCGGAGACUCAGGCUCUGAUUUGAGGCAGGAAACCAUCGCCGAUACAAGGACGAACUAUGCCGGUGUUCGGCUGGAGGAGACGGUGGAUAACGGAAUCAGAUCUGGAAAACUGAGACUCGAUAGUUGGAUCUCUUCUCGCAUCAGCGGAAUCAGUAGAGCUCGCGUUCAAUCGAGCAUCAGAGCUGGACUAGUUCAAGUCAAUGGCCGCGUCGUUGAUAAGGUUUCCUUCAAUGUAAAAGCUGGGGAUGAGAUAUCAUGCACAAUUUCUGAGUUGCAGACUUUGCGAGCUGUGCCAGAAAAUAUACCGUUGGAUAUAGUUUAUGAAGAUGAGCAUGUGUUAGUCAUAAAUAAACCUGCACACAUGGUUGUGCAUCCAUCACCUGGGAAUACAUCUGGAACAUUAGUCAAUGGCAUUCUUCACCAUUGUAACCUUCCGAAUGUUGAAUAUUCUAAAGAGGAAGCUCUUUCAAAUACUGAAGAUUCUGACGAUGAGUUUAAUAGCUUCUAUACUAAUGCAAGUUCUUGUGAAGGAUUAUCUUCUAGGCCAGCUGUGGCAUCCAUUCGCCCAGGGAUUGUACACAGAUUGGAUAAAGGCACAAGUGGGUUACUAGUUGUUGCAAAGGAUGAACAUUCUCAUAUGAAAUUGUCGGAACAAUUUAAGCUACGUACAAUCAAGAGGGUGUAUGUUAGCCUUACUGCAGGGCUACCCACUCCUGUUGCUGGGCGUGUUGAGGUUCCUGUUGGUCGUGAUCCUAAUAACCGGCUUCGUAUGACUGCUGUAGCUGGACCACUCAAUCCUAGAAAAUCCCGGCAUGCUGCUAGUAGGUACAAGGUAAUUGAGAUACUUGCCAGGGGUGGUUGUGCGUUGGUCGAGUGGAAGUUGGAAACUGGACGCACUCAUCAGAUCCGUGCUCAUGCCAAGUACUUGGGAGUUCCUCUUCUGGGUGACGAGGUUUAUGGAGCAACGAGGAGCAUGGUCCUUUCACUGCUUCGUCCCAGGACACCCUCCGGUUUACAUAGCAAAAUUGUACAAAUGGUUUCCAGAAUAGAUAGACCAUGUCUUCAUGCUUUGACUCUCGGGUUUAAGCAUCCCCAUACGGGGCAAGAGGUGCACUUUUCGUGCGAACCACCUGCAGACUUUGAUGAGAUUUUAAACCAACUUCGCAAGAUUAGCAAUGAGGGGGCUUUCUUCACAAAGCAUUCAAUUUCAUAACGGGACCCUGUAAGCUUAUAAUUAGAUGGCGGUGUUUUGUUCA